UGUAAGUUGUAAAGUAGAGUUAGGAAUUAGGGUGUUGAAAAGGAGGACUUUGAAGUGAAGAAAAAGGUGAUAAGUGUGCCCAGGAGCACAAACCCGGUCGGGUCAGACCAUGCACCCGGUCGGGUCUGAUGUAAAAUCCGAAACUGCCUGGAAAAUCAUCAGACCCGGUCGGGUCCCCUACUUGACCCGGUCGGGUCAGACUUGACCCGGGACACCAGAACGUGCCGAAGAUCGCCAGAACGUGAAGGAUAUCUGAUUUUGACCGGACCCGGUCGGGUAAGCACCUAACCCGGUCGGGUACCCGGCCCAAGGUGUUGAAAAACACCUAUAAAUAGCCCCAUUUUCCUUCACAAAGAAUCACUCCUUCUUCCAUACUCUUAAGCUCAACUUAGAAUAGUAUUUCUUUUAUAUUUUUUUUAGCAUGUUUAGUCUCCAAAUGAGGAGCUAAACUUCCAUUUCUUGGUGUUGCUCUUGAAGUUUGUUGAUUAUUAAAGUUAGGAUAUGGUCCGGGCUAUUGCUACCAACAUGACCACCAUGCAAAACAACAUGGUGCAAUUCCAAAAUGAGACCAAGUCUAGCAUUUCAAACUUGGAAACUCAAAUGAUUCAAAUAGCCGGAGCCGUGAGUAGGCUUGAAGCAAGGGAUUCAGAAAAACUUCCUUCUCAAAUAGAAUGUGAUCCUAAACAGCAAACUUUUGCAAUCACAUUGACAAAUGAAAAGGAAAUGCAAAAGGAGAUCCAGAAUCCAGAAGAAGUAGAAGAAGUAAAAGAUACGGAGCUCCAACUGGUCAAAGAAGAGGAUAAGCCGAGCUUCAAAUUCAAAUUUUUGUCAUUGUCAUCCUUUGAGGUAUCUCCAUCAUUUCUGGAAGCUUUAAGAGAAACUCAUAAACUUGAAAAGGACAAUGACAUUUCCGAAAUCUUCUUCAAAAUUGAGGGGUCGAAAAACUUUUCAUUGACCAUGCUAAACGAUAGUUUCUUCCCCUCCCU
Messenger RNA from Cuscuta epithymum, 986 nucleotides. The record is from the annotation of a GenBank genome assembly. NCBI's taxonomy places the organism in Eukaryota, Viridiplantae, Streptophyta, Magnoliopsida, Solanales, Convolvulaceae.